AUGGAGGAAGUGAGAAUUUCCCCCGGGGGAGCUGACAAGGGCUUGGAUACAGAGAAGAAUCCUGAGACGGUUGAGCAUCCUCUGACCCAAGGAGAAAGCAGUGCAUUCUUGGCCAGGAUCUGCAGCCCCAUUUCCAAGGCAUGCGGCUUUUGUAAAUCUCAUUCUGAGCUACUGCGUAAGAUCUUCUUGGGCCUUCUCGGUGCAGCUUACUUGGCCUUCUUCAUCGCAGCCUGUUGGCUGAACUUCCAACGAGCCUUGCCUUUAUUCAUUCUGACUUGCAUGGGGGUCCUUCUUGUGACCUAUAACUUGGUGCAGAAAUGGUGGGGGGCGCAGAUCGCCCAGUUGCUGAGCCCCGUCGGGAAAUGCUUCCAGGGAUCCUGGCCCAAGUUGAAAUGGGUGCUUUAUCUCCUCAUUCUAGUUGGCCUGGUCACGUUCCUAGUUCUCGACUUGUCCCAAAAGCAAGAGCAGCUGGUAUCGCUGGGGGGCUUCUGUGUGUUGGUGCUGGCCCUCUUCCUCUGCUCCAGGCACCACAGCGCAGUGUCCUGGAGAACGGUGUUCUGGGGGCUCGCCCUGCAGUUUCUCCUCGGAGUCUUCAUCAUCCGGACGGAGCCCGGGUUUCAGGCUUUCCAGUGGCUCGGCAAACAGAUCACGAUAUUCCUAAAUUUUACCCGGGCUGGUUCCACCUUCGUCUUUGGGACACGACUGGUUGAAGAAUCCUUUGCUUUUCUGGUUUUACCCAUCGUCGUCUUCUUCAGCUGUGUGACGUCUAUUCUCUACUACCUGGGAGUCAUCCAGUGGGUGAUCCUUAAGAUCUCCUGGCUGCUGCAGAUUACCAUGAACACAACCACCACGGAGUCGCUGAGCGUGGCAGGGAACGUGUUUUUGGGAAUGACGGAGGCUUUGCUGCUCAUCCACCCAUACUUGGCAGAACUGACCGGCUCAGAAAUCCACGCCGUGAUGACAGGCGGCUUCUCCACAAUCGCCGGCAGCGUGCUGGGAGCCUACAUUUCGUUUGGGGUAGACGCCUCGUCCUUGAUCGCAGCCUCGGUGAUGGCCGCCCCCUGUGCUUUGGCGAUGGCCAAACUCGUCUACCCCGAAGUGGAAGAGUCCAAGUUCUGGAAUAUGGAGAGUGUGAAAAUUGCCUCUGGGGAGCAGGAGAACAUUCUAGAAGCCGCCAGCAACGGGGCCGCGAUUUCCGUGGGGGUGGUCGCCAGCAUCGCAGCCAACCUGAUUGCUUUCCUGGCCGCGCUGGCUUUCAUCAACGCCAUGCUGGCUUGGCUGGGGAACAUGGUCGACAUCCCGGGACUCUCUUUUGAGAUGAUCUGCUCCUACGUGCUGGUGCCGUUGGCAUUCUUGUUGGGGGCCAGCUGGGAGGACGCGCCCGUGGUGGCCGAACUGCUGGGGAUCAAGUUCUUCCUGAAUGAGUUCGUGGCCUACCAGCAGCUGUCCACGUACAAAAAGCGGCGACUCGACGGACUGCCUGAGUGGGGCAGGGCAAAGAAGCAGUGGAUUUCAGUGAGAGCGGAAAUCAUUACGACAUUUGCCCUCUGUGGAUUUGCCAAUCUGGGUUCCACUGGGAUCAUGCUAGGAGCCUUAACGUCCCUGGCACCACAGCGCAAAAGUGAAUUUUCCAGCAUCGUCCUGUCGUCUUUGUUCACCGGAGCUUGCGUCUCUCUCAUCAAUGCAUGCGUUGCAGGGAUCUUGUACAUGCCCAGAGGAGAUGUGACCGAUUGCCCAGCCUUCUUCAGGACAGCCAACCUCAAUUCCACCAGCUACUCAAUCUACCUUUGCUGCAAAGACUUAUUUUCCAGCUCCUCCAAGAGAACGGACGGCUCCUUUUCUUUCUCUGGCCCUUGGCAAAGUCAGGAUGUCAACACUACAGUGACAUAUCUCCAGCAGUGCUGCCAUCACUAUAAGGCCCGGGUCUGCGGAAAGCCUUAA
Euleptes europaea (tarantolino) is the source of this 1941-nucleotide messenger RNA. Its product is annotated as sodium/nucleoside cotransporter 2-like. Gene Ontology annotation, molecular function: nucleoside:sodium symporter activity. Gene Ontology annotation, biological process: nucleoside transmembrane transport. The transcript has 17 exons. NCBI's taxonomy places the organism in Eukaryota, Metazoa, Chordata, Lepidosauria, Squamata, Sphaerodactylidae. Gene Ontology annotation, cellular component: membrane. The record is from RefSeq and is a predicted model, not a curated record. The coding region runs from base 1 to 1941 and encodes 646 amino acids.